AUGGAAAAGGAGCAAGAACUAGAAUGGGCAGAAGCACAGAAGAUGGUGAUUAGCAAAGAUUUGGUGUCUGCUGCCAAACAGCAGCUACAGUUCCUUGCAACUGUCGACAGAAACCAUUAUCUCUCUUAUGGCCCUGCUUUAGACAGGGCUAUUUAUAGGUACAAGAGUUGUUGGCUUCCCCUGCUUGCUAAAAAUGGGGAGUCUCAGAUUUCAGAGUUCCCUUUGGUUGUGCCCCUUGACUGUGAAUGGAUUUGGCAUUGUCAUAGGCUCAACCCGGUUCGUUACAAGGCCGACUGUGAGGAACUCUAUGGUAGGCUACUUGACAACUGGAAUGUUGUUUCCUCAGUUCAGGGGAAAUCUAAGAGGCAAACUGAGGCAAUAUGGAACAAGAUGUACCCAUAUGAACCAUAUGAGCUUGAACUGAGCAGCCACACAUUGAAGGACAUGGCUGAGAACAUGUUGCGGACUUCAAAAUGCACCGAGUAUGAUUUAGUUUCAGCUGUCAAACGGCAAAGUUCUUUCUUUUUCCAGGUAUCCAGACCACAUAUGAAUAAUGAUGUCUUUCUUGAAGAAGCCUUGGCUAGAUAUAAGGGGUUCCUGCACCUGAUUAAGAGAAACCGGGAGAAGUCAAUUAAUUGUUUCUGUGUUCCAACUUAUGACAUUGACCUUAUCUGGCAUUCUCAUCAACUGCAUCCUGCUUCUUACUCCAAAGAUACAGUGGCAAUACUUGGAAAGGUAUUAGAACAUGAUGACACAGAUUCUGAUAGAAGCAAGGGAAAGAAACUAGAUGUUGGGUUUUCCAGCACCACCAAGCAGUGGGAAGAUACAUAUGGUUCGAGGUACCAGAAAGCAGGAACAACGUAUAGAGGCAUUGCUCCAUCCCCUCUUACAAGCAGUUUGUGCCCAUUAGAUACAGUGAGGAAGAAGGAAGUUCCACCAAUUGAGUACCACAAUGUGAUUCAGCAGCCUAUGGAGGUGAUGCUGGAGAUUGUGGGGGUGAGAAACUUACCUACUGGGCAUAAGGGCAGCCUCUUUGUCUCCUGCAGAAAGAAACAACCAGACUUGCUCUUCAAUUCAUGCAGAAGAUUAAGCAUCUUUUCAGAGUCAGGGGAGAAACAGGUUGCUGCUUUCGAGUGCGAACCAGACGGAGAGCUUCUGGUUGAACUUAUAUCUUCUCAUUCACCUCCCAAUCCACCCAUGGCCCUUAUGGGGUCUACAGUGAUCUCCCUGCAUGACAUAGUGACCCCAGUAAUUUCUAAGCACUUGGUAGAGAAAUGGUUUGACUUGAUGCCCUGCUCUGGAAUCCAGAGUUCCAAGCCUGUUGGGCUGCACAUUGCUUUGUCCUUGUCUGCUCCAGUCGUGGCGCCAAAUGUAGUGAAGAGUGGUGGUUGUGGGGGUGGUAAAUGUGGUAGUGGCUGCGGAAGUCACCAUACAGUGAAGAGUGGAGGAUGUGGUGGAGGCAGCUGUGGUGGUGGCUGUGGAGGCGGCAGUUGCGGUGGCUCAGGCAGCUGCGGUGGUGGCUGUGGAGGCGGAGCUUGUCACAAUAACUCAGCUAGUGAUUCACCUGAAUAUGGACUUCAACAAGUUCUGUAA
Molecule: messenger RNA, 1593 nt
Organism: Malania oleifera
Lineage: Eukaryota; Viridiplantae; Streptophyta; Magnoliopsida; Santalales; Ximeniaceae
Product: glycine-rich domain-containing protein 2-like
Exons: 5
Coding region: 1-1593 (530 amino acids)
Source: RefSeq, a predicted model, not a curated record